Pseudo-nitzschia multistriata is the source of this 2585-nucleotide messenger RNA. NCBI's taxonomy places the organism in Eukaryota, Bacillariophyta, Bacillariophyceae, Bacillariales, Bacillariaceae. The record is from the annotation of a GenBank genome assembly.
CCUCGAAUUUCUCUGAAGCGACAUUAUUCGGAAAGGAAUCAAAUCGAACUCCAACGCUCGCAAUAAAAUCGAUGCCUAAAGGCGACAAAAAUAGAGGUAAUUUUUCUUCUGCGAAAUACAACACCGCACCUUACAGGAAGCCUGCUCGAAAUUCUAUCCCAUCCCAUCCUAUCCUGUCGUACUAAAAUACUAUACCAUCCUAUUCUCUUCUACUCCGAUCCAUUUCAUUUCAUUGAUUUCAUUUCAUUGCAUCCCAUCCAAACGAUCAAUAGCAUGUUGCCGAUCGUAAACCAACAAUCCAAUCGGUCCGUUCAAGCCAUUACAGUUGGAUUUGAUGGCGUGGUUCGACCUGCUGGAAACAGCAACAGAAAUAUCGACAGUACCAGAAGCAUCGACAGCACCAGCACCAGAAGCACCGUGAGUGACAGCAACAGAACCGGCCGCAGCAACACCCAUAGUAGCAACAUUUACGGCAGACACAGCACCACCAACAACGGCAAUAACACUACCAUUACCACCAACAACAACGGCAAUAACACUACCAUUACCACCACCACCAACAACAGAGGCGAUGGGGUCGCUACCCUUGGUUCCGAAGUCGACUACGAGUACAACCAAUACAACCAAUCAGUUGGCAACACUGACCGCAAAAACAACAUGGUGUCGUUUUCGGAUGCCCCAGCAGCUGCAACCGCUUAUGGUUACAACAACCAAUUCAACGACAGCAACCGAAACCUCCAAGGCAGCGGACAAAGAAGCGACAGCUUCCACACGCCCUUCCGUCGGCGCUCCUCCCUGAGCGCGAACGAAAGGCAGAGACUCGAUAAGCUGCACGAGAAUAAUCCCUUGGAAUUUAAAAACUGGGGUGGGAGAAAGUCCAUAACCCGCCAGGCCAGCAUCUGGAGGAUAGUCAAGGAGAAGGCCCCCCAGCUCGAGGAGUCCAAUCGGAAGUUUGACUCGGACGCGGGCUCGAAGCUCUCAAUGAAGGUCGAGGAAGAGGGUAAGAUGCCAAAGCCCCCCGGUUUCUGGACGCGUGUCAUUCGCUUCUUCAUAAAAGACAGUACCUACGAGGGGCUAAUCAAGAACGACCAGCUCCGGGAGCGCAUCGCGGAACAAUGCGAAGAACCAUUCUACCGUAUCCUCUUCCACUUUCGGGGGACCGUUCUGAAGGUGAUUGCGACCGAUGUUUUGUUCUGGRGCACAAUUGCUGUAAGUGCGAAGUGACCUUGUGCUGCGCGGCGUUCUGCAUUCUUUUGCUGAUUCGAUUAGAACGUUGUCCUUUCUCUUUUUGGACUCGAUUUUUCGAUUCAACUCAACUCAGCUCAAAUCAAAUCAUCUCAUCUCAACUCAACACAACCCAACUCAACUCACACGAUGGGAAAUGGUUUUGUUUCCUUCCUCUUUUCUUUGUGGCUCUCAUUCUUCAUCUCUAUAGAUAUUUAUUGGUAAUCGUUGGUACAUUCAUUUCAAAUCCAUCCAAGAAAGUAUUGAAAUUUAUGAGAACCUAGCUUCAAAUCUUGUCUAUGUUGGUGGUUUCAUGACCUUCUUUUUGGUCUUUUAUGUGAAUCAAAACCACGCCCGUUAUUUUGAACUGCACAAGGAGGCAAUGGUGUURAUGGGGCGUGUCAACGACGUGGCAACAAUGUCAAAGGCUUGCAUGCCCAUCGAACGGGCUCGUCGGAUUGUCCGCUACAUGAAUAUAGCCCACAUCUGCACCUACACGGGGCUGUCGGGAUACUACAGCAGGGYCAAUCUUCUUGAUCCUUUGGACCASCGGUUUGCCCUAMUGACCGAUGCUGAGUACCASCGCAUCACGRUCGACAUCAAUGCCGAUUGCGGGCCACAGGCGGUUUUUGAGGUCCUGGCGUGGGCAAUGAUGGAUAUUCGCGAAGCAAAGGACCAUGGGUGUAUCGAUCCCAUGGAGGCAAAGCAGCUGCGGGAUCAGGUCCUGAAGUUCCGGAGCACCGUUGCAAAAAUCUUCGUCACCUGCACGCUGCCGAUUCCCUUCUUUUAYAUCCAUUUCCUAUCGCUGCUAACUGUGUGCUAUCUACCCCUCUUUGCCAUUGUGGUUGCCYAUGAAACAGGGGACUUCAAUGCAAGCUGGCAACAUGAGRUACUCUCGUUGYUGGUGGUGGCCCURCAGGCCCUGUUCACRAUCGGUCUGAGGUCGCUGGGUCAGAAGCUGAGCGAUCCUUUYGGGAGCGACACGAUCGAUUUGCAGGUGGYGCGGUACSUUKUGAUGAUUGUGAAAGGGUCRAACCAGAUCCUUAGCGCCACUAAGGUGCCAGGGGUCUCAARGAUCGUGGAACGAAAGCUCAAGGAAGACAUGACCUYCMUUGGAAAGGCMUACGAGCGUACCGAAGACGAGGAAGGAAACAUCUGUUUGUAACCAAAGGGAGAAUGGAAUUCAACCACAGUCCAAUUAUAUGAUAUUUCACACACGGUGUUGAUACAGUUUCACGAGCUUACUCKUUGUGGAGUGGUAGUAUUCAAUACUCAUGACACGAUAGUUUGAUCUUCGAACUAAAACUGCACGGCACCUCUUUUAAGUAAUGAUUACUUGUAUAUAAAAAUAAUGUUUCAGG